CGUUGUUUUACGCCGUGACGACUUUGUGAUGUGGUUUGAAACUUCGCAAUUUUCGUAGUGAGUUGGAAAUCAAAGUAGGAAUUCAGAGAAGAAAAAGUUGAUAAUUUUAACUUCAAGAGCAAUUGUGCAAUGCAGAUUUAUGCGAUAUCACGUUAUCAUCCGUCACGUAAUACGUUCAGUGUGGUAACUGAUACGGCAGGCAUUCGUUAAAUUUUUACGAAGUAGUUACUCAUUAAUUUACAGUCGCAUAACGUUUCCUACUUCAUAACCGAAGUAAGUUUACAAACAUCACAAAGUCUUCUGCAUCGAGAAUGCGCAGAAAUCAAAGCACAAAGGCCCCAGCUGCAGUCUCCCAGCGUAUUACUCGUCUGAAAUCUCGUGAAAUAUCUGCCAAGCCUGCAGCUGAAAGGAAGCUUAAACCCGAAAGAAAAGCCGUUAUUAUCAAUAAAAAUUUAAAGAAGGUCAAUGUUAGUGCAAAAAAUAAAACUUUGCACCUAUCAAAGGAAAGUAUAUCUCUAAGAAACAGUCGAACACCAGUGAGACGUUUACGUCCUCGUCAAAUUAGAAAAAAUUAUUGUGAAGACUCAAGAUUACUGCAGCAAUUCAUUUCACCAAAACAACAGGACAGUAUAGUGAUAAUAGAAAAGCUGAAAGAAAAUGUAGAAAGUAAAAAAGUACCUGUAUACAAAGCUGUAGAACCUUUUGAGAAAUCCUCAGAAGACAAGAAAGAUGUGUAUGAUUUUAAGUUUGACUCAAACGAUACUAAAGAAAAAGCCUCUAAAAAGAAACUGAGGAAAAGAAAUGUUAACAAAGAGAAAGGCAAAACGACCAAGAGAACAACACGUAAGAAAGUUAUUGCAAAAACACGUAGUCAUAAAAUAAUUGAAUCUCCUAAGAUCGAUGCAGAUCCUUCUGUGAAGAUUAUACAGAAUGAUUCUCCUUUAGAAUUUGUGGUGGCUACAACAUCAACAAAAGGAAAAAAUGUGAAGAAAAUUGAAAUAAAUAAAGAUAUUCGGACACUGAAAGAAUUAAUAAACAAGAAUAUUGAGAAAGAGAUUGAACCACCAAGAAUAGAUGCAGAUAAUCAGACGAUAGAAGUUCUAGAUAAUACUAGAGACCACAUAGAAGCACCAAGAGUAGACAUAAAUAUUCAUGAAGCAACAACUUUCUCUGGCACAUUUACAGAGCAAGUUAGAAAGGAAAAUACAAGCAAGCCAAGAAUUAUAUCUAUUGAAGAUGCAAAUAAUAUUAUAGUCACUACAUCCUCACCUAAAAAAACUGAUGUGCAGCCCUUUCGGCCCAAGAAUAUAUUUGAUAAUAAAACCUUAUCAAAGGGACACAACAGCACAUUAAGAUCUACCAUAUUGAUGAAAACUUUAUCCCCUAUCGUAAAGACGACAAGUACUUUUGACUUUGGAAGUCCCUGGCGACCUCCAAUAUUAACGUUCUCUAAAACUAAACACUUUAUUCAAAGUACACCAUAUAAGGACUUUGAAACAAAGAAAGGAAAUAAAGAAAUAAAGAAAAAGAGUAUGGAAACAAGUAAGGAGAUCAUAAAAUCGAAUAAGGAGAACAUGGAAUCAAGUAAAGAGAAUAUGAAAUCAAAUAAGGAAAAUAUGGUACCAAAUAAGGAGAACAUGGAAUCAAAUAAGGAGAACAUGGAAUCAAAUAAGGAGAACAUGGAAUCAAAUAAGGAGAACAUGGAAUCAAAUAAGGAGAACAUGGAAAUAGAUAAAGAAAAUAUAGAUACGAAUAAAAAAAAUAUAGACCGAAGAGACAAAAAAAGAAAAAAGAAAUCUGUCAGUCCUCGCAAAAAGCACGUAAUUCAGAAGAAACUUCCAAUUUCAGAGAAUCAGACUCCACGACUUCAGAAGAAACUUCGAGCGGCAGUUGUACAAAAAUCUGUUGUACAACCAGCACCUGCUAGAAUAUCCCUGGGAGAAAUAAAGAAUGUAUUAUUAAGACCUAAUAAUAAUGUUGUUAAUGGGGAUAACAAACAAACAGUAGAGCCAAUGCAUACUGAAGUUAAUAAGUCGCUUAUAGAGCAAAAGAAACAACUCGUAGAUGUUCUUGAUUUUUCGGACACAUUUGAUAUGUUGUCUGAAAGUGAAAAAAUAUCAAAUGCUGAAAAUGACAUUCCCUUGUUUAUGGAUUUAGAACCUUCACAUUUUUCAAAGCCACCUCAACAUUCAUACAGGAGGAAACGUGCCGUGAAGUUCGAUUGUUCAGAAGAUAACAAUGAAGAAGAAAAUGAAAAUGUCGAAUUACAACCAAAGAAGAAGAAACCUACAAAAUUAGAAAAAGAGCAUCAGAAAAAAAUUAACGAAUGGAUAAAAACAGUUAACAGUACAUUCCAGGAAAUCGAAGAAUAUGACUUGCUAAUCGAAUAAUAUUGAAAAUAGAUUGUUACUUAUACUUCAAAAUUCUGAAAGAUCUGAAAAAGUUCAAAACUGCACAAAUUAACGAGUUCAAAUUUUUCUUAUUUUUUAAUUUAUGUUUAAAACUUUAUGGUAACGAUAUUCA
Trachymyrmex septentrionalis is the source of this 2523-nucleotide messenger RNA. RefSeq lists its product as uncharacterized. The record is from RefSeq and is a predicted model, not a curated record. The coding region runs from base 312 to 2390 and encodes 692 amino acids. The transcript is spliced from 3 exons. NCBI's taxonomy places the organism in Eukaryota, Metazoa, Arthropoda, Insecta, Hymenoptera, Formicidae.